GUUGUUUUAUCAAGCUAUAUAUUCAAUAUCUGCUUGAUAUCUUACCAUUUCCAUGAUGGGAAUUUCUCCGAGCAUCAGUGCUUGCAUCUUGUUUUUAUCAAUACUGUUGUCAAAAAAUGCAGUAUAUGGGCAAUUCUACUUACAAGAUGGACAAAUACAAGAUUAUUAUCCGAGCAAUGAUCACAAGACCGAAACUCUAAAAAAAACAUUUAAGCCGCUAUGCCAUUCAAUAAAGAAGGAAAUAGCGAUGGAAGAUGAUGAGUUUGAAUACAUGCCCUCUUCGUACGUUGAAUACAUAUGCACAAGGCCGGAGAGGAAAGAUCAGAUCAUUACAAAGGAAAGCCAUAUGUGCACCUUUCCUGGAUUCGAAUGCGUACAGCGACGUGAGCAAAUGUCUAUAGCAAAGAGGAGAAAAGGAAGUGAAAUAUGGGAAUUUUACACACAGAGCAUUGCAUCUGAUUGUGAAUGCAUGCUUCCAACAUUUCAAUUACCAUCAAUGAGUGAAUAAAAUAACAAUAGAUACAAUACAUAUAUGUAAAUGUUUGAAUAAAUAAACAUUUUUGAGAUA
This is a messenger RNA of Nezara viridula (southern green stink bug), 568 nucleotides long. The record is from the annotation of a GenBank genome assembly. Lineage: Eukaryota; Metazoa; Arthropoda; Insecta; Hemiptera; Pentatomidae.